This is a messenger RNA of Rhizophagus irregularis DAOM 181602=DAOM 197198, 1636 nucleotides long. RefSeq lists its product as uncharacterized. NCBI's taxonomy places the organism in Eukaryota, Fungi, Glomeromycota, Glomeromycetes, Glomerales, Glomeraceae. The record is from RefSeq and is a predicted model, not a curated record.
UUUCUCCUUUUUUUUUUAAAAAAAAAAAAAAAGAAUGUGGCGAUUCAACGAAGAUUUGCUUUUUCUAAUAUUUGAAAAAUUAAAAAAUGAUAAAAAAUCACUUUAUUCAUGUCUUUUAGUUAAUAGAACUUGGUGUGUAACAGCGGUGCCAAUUUUAUGGAGAAAUCCUGAUCAAUUUUGUGUGAGUAAUAAUUCAAAGAAUGUACUACUAUAUAACGUAAUACUUUUACAUUUAUCUGAAGAAUCAAGAGAAAUUUUGAAAAAUCAGGGAAUGGAUAAUCUUAUUACAGAGACAACAUAUCAUCGUCCUUUAUUUAAUUAUAUGAGUUUUUGGAAAUAUUUAAUAUUGCAUAUCCUAGAAGAUAUAAUUUCUUUGAAAAUGAUUGAAAAAUCAAAUGCAUCUAUUUUAAGAAACGAGAUAUUAAAAUUAUUUAUUAAUAAAAAUACAAAACUUAUUCAACUUUCAAUUCCACGUUAUUUUGAUUCUCAACUACAUCUUAUUCCAGAGGCUGAAUGUUGCUUAUCAGAACUUGAAAUCUUUAAUUGUGAUAUUAAAAUUGAUCAAAAUAUUUUAAAAGGAUUGGCUAAAAUAUGCAAAUCAAUUAAAAAAAUUACAUUAUAUGUUACUUCCUAUGAUAGUACUGAUAAUUAUGGGAUCUUUAAUUUAAUUGAAGUACAAAAAAAUUUAAAUGAAUUCUAUUUAUUCAAUAAUAUAUUUCCUAAACACGAACAAUUUUAUAAAACUCUUGAAGAAUCAUUAAUUAAACAUGCAGAUACUGUCCAACAUUUAAGAAUUGGUUGGAAUCCUAAUACAAGAUUUCUUUCGUUCUUUGUGAACUUAGUAUAUUUAGAAAUCCAGAAACUAAAAUUCAUAAAUUGGUAUGAUCCAAUUGCAAAUAAUUCAAAGAAUUUGUCGUUACCUAAUUUAAAAAUUUUAAAGGUUUAUUAUAUUCCAUUGAUUACUACAGUAAAUUUAAUUGAAAACACAACAGGAAAUCUUUCUGAAAUUAGUAUACAUUGUGAUAAUGACACAUAUUACGUUGAUUAUAAAAUACUUAUUCAAACAAUUUAUCAAAAUUGUCCAAAUAUUAGGUAUCUUAAAUUAUCAUUAGAUAGAAAUUUAUCGAUUCCAGAAUUUGAAAAUUUAUUAAUUAAUUGUCAAUUUUUAAAUGGAUUAAUUAUUAACGUGUGCAAAGAUUAUGAAUUUAGUUGGGAUAAGUUAUUUCAAGUAUUAGCCAAAUCUUCACCAAUUAGUUUAUUUAAAUUUAAAUUUUAUUCUAAGGUAUUUAAAUUGAAAGAUAUAGAAUCAUUUUUUUCUAGUUGGAAAAAUAGGAAUCCUAUAUUGUUAAGAAUAAAUGAUUCCAGAAUAAAAGUGGAUCAGAAAUUGGUAAAUUUAACCGAAGAAUAUAAAGCGAAAGGAGUGAUUAAAAAGUAUUCCUUUGGUUAUGGAAUGGAUCUUAUUGAAGAUUUUGAAUGGAUUUAAAAGAAAUCAGUAACGUAUCGCACCGUAAGAUUUUAUAAAUCAAAUUCAAAAUUUUUGUGGGGCAACUUAGUAGUCAGCUGUUUAUACAGAUUUUCCUCUAGAUUCUUGUAUGAUUUUCAUAAUUCACUACAUUUACAGUAUUUAUAAAUAAGA